Cryptotermes secundus is the source of this 1942-nucleotide messenger RNA. It is a transcript of the gene Prp19, whose product is annotated as pre-mRNA-processing factor 19. The record is from RefSeq and is a predicted model, not a curated record. Lineage: Eukaryota; Metazoa; Arthropoda; Insecta; Blattodea; Kalotermitidae. Gene Ontology annotation, cellular component: U2-type catalytic step 1 spliceosome; cytoplasm; Prp19 complex. The transcript has 10 exons. Bases 314 to 1684 code for a protein of 456 amino acids. Gene Ontology annotation, biological process: DNA repair; protein ubiquitination; mRNA splicing, via spliceosome. Gene Ontology annotation, molecular function: protein binding; ubiquitin protein ligase activity.
CUUCCUGCAAUCACAGUGUAAACAAGUAAUCAGUACUGGAUGAUAAAGACUGUGGCUGAGCACAACUAACUUAAGUAACCUUUAAAUAACCUUCACUUCAAACUUGGCCCACCAUGGCAACAAAUGGACCAUGAUGAGUAUUAGUUGCUAACAAGGACAAGGAGGAACUUCAUAUGUGAGAGUUUCCAAUGAAGUUCCAGAACAUCCUGUCAUAUCUCCAGCAUCAGGAGCUAUAUUUGAAAGACGUCUGAUUGAAAAGUACUUGUCCGAGAAUGGUGUAGACCCCAUCAAUGGCAAGGAACUUUCAGCUGAUAUGCUCAUUGAUGUUAAAACAACACCAGUGGUUAAACCAAAGCCUCCAUCAGCAACAAGUAUCCCAGCUAUUUUAAAAACACUUCAGGAUGAAUGGGAUGCUGUAAUGCUACAUAGUUUUACUCAGCGUCAGCAGCUUCAAACUGCAAGACAAGAAUUGAGCCAUGCUUUGUAUCAGCAUGAUGCUGCCUGCCGUGUAAUUGCUCGACUCACUAAGGAGGUCACUGCUGCUCGUGAGGCUCUUGCAACACUUAAACCGCAGGCUGGAAUUACAGCGAACCCAGCAGGAAUCCCUCAGCCCGCAAUUGCUGUAGAAGCAGGUGGUAUAGCAAACCAACCAACGGAGCAAGCAGGCAUGUCGGCUGAAGUUAUUCAGAAGCUACAGGAUAAAGCAACUGUUUUGACCCAAGAAAGAAAGAAGAGAGGACGAACUGUACCAGAGGAUUUAAUUUCUCAUGAUUCCAUACGCACCUUCCACACACUUGCUUCACAUCCUGGUCUUCAUAGUGCUAGUAUCCCAGGCAUUCUGUCUCUUGAUAUCCAUGGUGCAGACACUAGCAAAAUAUUGACAGGAGGAAAUGACCGUAAUGCCACUGUUUUCAAUAAGGAUACUGAGCAGGUUGUGGCUAUUCUGAAGGGUCAUACCAAGAAAGUUACACGUGUUAUCUAUCAUCCUGAUGAGGAUUUAGUGAUAACAGCAUCUCCAGAUACAACCAUUCGGGUGUGGAAUGUUCCAACGUCACAGACAACUCAAAUGCUUCGAGCACAUGAAGGUGCAGUUACGGGUUUGUCGCUUCAUCCAACAGGGGAUUAUGUUCUUUCAACAUCGACAGAUCAGCACUGGGCUUUCUCUGACAUCCGAAGUGGGCGUUUGCUCACAAAGGUAGCUGACCAAGGUUCAAGUGGUAGCGCAUUAACAACAGCUCAGUUUCAUCCUGAUGGUCUCAUCUUUGGUACAGGAACUUCGGACUCCCAAGUCAAAAUCUGGGAUUUAAAGGAACAGUCAAAUGUAGCAAAUUUUCCAGGUCACUCGGGUCCUAUCACUGCUAUCUCAUUCUCUGAGAAUGGUUACUACUUGGCCACAGCAGCUGAUGAUGCAUGUGUUAAAUUGUGGGACCUGCGGAAGCUAAAGAAUUUCAAGACGUUACAGAUGGAUGAAGGUUAUGAGAUUCGAGAUCUCUGUUUUGACCAGAGUGGUACAUAUCUUGCUGUUGCUGGGACAGAUGUUAGAGUGUACCUGUGUAAACAGUGGCAAGAAUUAAAAGUAUUUAAUGAUCAUACAGCUAUGGCUACUGGAGUGAGAUUUGGACGCCAUGCUCAGUAUAUUGCCUCCACGAGCAUGGACAGAACCCUUAAACUGUAUGGUUUGUAAUUACAUAUGAAUACACUAUUUUUUGCUGUGAAGAAGGUAGAGUUUGAUUCAGCUGGAGGGUGAAUUUGCUGCACUCACAUGAAUUGAUAAAUUACAGGAAGAAUUUUUGAUAGAAGAGAGCAAAGGGACAUUACCUUCUUCAACACAACUAUUUCACAAAAUGUGCUGAUGUCUGUAAUCGCAGGAAGAAAUUUAUAUAUAUAUAUAUAUACAGGUGUCCCAGGAGGAAUGGACCAAACUUCGGGAGGGUGUUCCUUA